Clunio marinus is the source of this 1510-nucleotide messenger RNA. The record is from the annotation of a GenBank genome assembly. NCBI's taxonomy places the organism in Eukaryota, Metazoa, Arthropoda, Insecta, Diptera, Chironomidae.
UCAGUCGUUGAUAUCGUUUUAUCGCAGCUAGUUCUAUAUUUUUCCAAUCUCCAGGAUGAGACUGGAAAGUGCUUUGGCCUACGUGGCAAUUAUAGCGAUUUUCUCGUUUUCAAUAUCAAAUGCAGAAACAUGCGGUGAAAAUGAAAGUUACAAUUCAUGUGGAACUGCAUGUCCCGUAACUUGCGAAACACUUGGCGAACCAGUAUUCUGUAUUGCACUAUGUGUAGCUGGAUGUUUCUGUAACGAUGGAUAUGUCAGAGGUCCCAAUGGAAAUUGUAUCCCUGAUGACGAGUGUCCUAAAUGCGGUCCCAAUGAACAUUAUGAAAGUUGCGGUUCAGGAUGCGGAGAUCUGACAUGUGACAAUUAUGGUGAACAAUUAAUCUGCCCAGCUGUAUGCUUAUCACAAUGUUUUUGCGAUAAGGGCUAUGUCAGAAACAACGAAGGAGUUUGUGUACCUUUGGAAGAGUGUCCAAAUGUUUGUGGACCCAAUCAAGAAUUGGUCGCCGUGGGACCAGCUGAUGAAUGUGAGCCAAAUUGUCGACUUCUUAUUCCAACCCAAUGUCCCGAAAUCGGAGUGCUGAAUAAAUGUGUUUGCAAAAAAGGAUUUGUAAGAGUCUCCCAGUUUGAUAGAAGUUGCGUUCCGGAAGAGUCAUGUCCAUCCUUAUGUAAGGCUUUUGAAACAUUCACGGACUGUGGAUCCGGAUGUGGUGAUUUAACAUGCGAAAUACCAAAUCAAGAUGGAUUGCCCUGUCCCGAAUUCUGUCAAAAAGGAUGCUUUUGUAGUCCAGGAUAUGUCAGAGAUUCAAAUGGAAGAUGCAUUCCCUGCAGUGAAUGCCAAACUGGUCCCUGUGCAUGUGGAGAAAAUGAAAGUUAUAACUUAUGUGGCACUGCAUGUCCUGAUACAUGCGAAACGCUUGGUGAACCAACAUUUUGCACAAAACAAUGUGUAGCUGGAUGUUUCUGUGACAAAGGAUUUGUCAGAGGACCCAAAGGAAAUUGCAUCCCUGAAAAUGAGUGUACAGAUCUUUGUCCCAGAGAAAACGAAAUAUUCAGCCCAUGUGGAGCUGGUUGUGAAAAGCAAUGUAGUGACCCAUUUAAUGAUUUUAUUAUUUGUCCGGCUAUCUGUAGACCUGGCUGUGUCUGUAAAGAUGGUUUUAGAAGAAAAGGUCGCCGUUGUAUUCCAACCGAAAAAUGUAGGAAACGAGAGUGUAGAAAGAGAAAGAAUGAAAGAUAUCUCGAAUGUGGGUCUCCAUGUGAAGCAACCUGUGAAAAUCCGGAUCUUCCCCUUCUUUGCAAAGCUCCCUGUGGUCCUGGCUGCUUCUGCAAAAAAGGUUUCCUUCGUAAUGCAAGUGACGAAUGCGUUUCACCGGAUUGUUGUGAAUAGAAAGAGUGAAAUGAAGAAAAUAUCGCUAGACAGUUAUAUGAAAUAUUUGUUUCAUACUAUUGCGGAAAAGAAAUUCUCAAUGGCCUUCAAAUAAAACUUAUAAUAUUCAUCAAAAGCAAUUAAAAU